AUGUGGGACUCCUUUGAGUCUCCACUUGGUGCAGCAGCUGCUGAGUUUUCUUCUAGAGCUGUACCAGCAGUUUUACAAACUUUAGGUUUUAAGAGGAGCCCUGCUGAUGCGCUAGUGGAAGCAUUCCUUAGGACAGAUGCUGCCUUCAUAAAAGAGCUUGAUUCUUUUCGCAAAUCCAGUAGAUAUAUUCAGAAGGAUUGGCAUCCUGGUUGUACUGCAAUUACUGCUCUAGUAGUUAGGAACAGGCUAUUUGUUGCUCACAUUGGUGAUUGCAGGGCAAUCUUAUGUCGUGCUGGUAAUCCCAUUGCUCUAACUGAGGAUCAUGUCGCUAGCCGUCUUCAAGAGAGAGAGCGUGUUAUUCGUUAUGGGGGCCAUGUACAUUGGCAAGUUGAUACCUGGAGAGUUGGUCUUCCUGCACUUCAGGUUACACGUUCUAUUGGCGACGAUGACCUGAAGCCUGCUGUAAUUGCAGAACCUGAGGUAACAGAGAGCAACUUAAGUGCAGAGGAUGAAUUUCUGGUUAUGGUUAGCGAUGGCCUCUGGGAUGUUAUGAGCAGUAUGGAGGUGAUAGAUAUAAUAAACAAGACUGUUAAAGAGCCUGGAAUGUGUUCUAAGAGGUUGGCUACUGAAACAGUAGAACGUGGCAGCAAAGAUAAUAUUACAGUUAUUGUCGUUUUCUUACGUCCAGUAUCUACAGCAGAGAGAAUUUAUUAGAUUUCUUUUUAUUCUAAUUGAAACUUGUCAAAUAUGGAAUAUGUAACUUGUUAAUUAAGUACACUUGGCUUGUCCUAGAAGGUUAGCUCAAAUGGUAAGAGUUAGGGGACAUAAGGCUUUGAGAGGGUAAAGGAUGAAUGGUUCAGGGUUCGAACCCUGAGGAGAACUAAUUUACUAACGUCACUAAAAACUAACAUUUGCCUAAAAAAAAAAACAGUAGACUUGGCUUAAGGUGUUGGUUUUGACAAUUUGGGCUAUCCCCUCCUUUAUCUAUGCUCUUUAUGAUUAAAAUUAUUGUACAAAUAGGGAGAUGAAUGGGUGGGUUUCCAGCGAAGCUAUGCUUGGAGGAGUGUUUGGGGCAUUAGAAAUCAAUGUUAUUAAACUCGAUUUGGUUUGGUGA
Molecule: messenger RNA, 1114 nt
Organism: Lotus japonicus
Lineage: Eukaryota; Viridiplantae; Streptophyta; Magnoliopsida; Fabales; Fabaceae
Product: protein kinase and PP2C-like domain-containing protein
Exons: 6
Coding region: 1-714 (237 amino acids)
Biological process (GO): protein dephosphorylation
Cellular component (GO): nucleus; cytosol
Molecular function (GO): protein serine/threonine phosphatase activity
Source: RefSeq, a predicted model, not a curated record